AUGACCGAGAGCGAGACAGAGGAGAUUUCCCACCCGACCCGACCCGAGAUUUUUUCUCCCGUAGCCCGACCCGAUCCGAGAGAGGCGCGUGUUUUGAGACCCUCCUGCAUUGAGCUUUGCAGAUGAGGAGCACUCUUCUGACUCUCCCCCUUGUAGAUAGUGCACGUAGCAAAUGAGCUGAUGAGAGAGAGAUUGUAAAUUUUUUUAAUCCUAAUGCUGGCCAAUUAUUAUUGCUCAUUCAUCGAUUGCCCCCCUCUAGUCACAAAAAGACUCUUUUUCGCGUUCCCCCCCCCAUACAUUUUGGCAUUUUCAGAAUAUUGUGUCUAAUAAUUGGUUUCGGCCACGUCAGACACAUGCAAUUCCCCUCAACGUAAUGGGCUGUUAGUAGUGCCGGGCCUCUGGGGUCAGAGCCAGGACCAGAAGACGGCCGCCCGACAACAAGCCGGUUUAACCCCACUCUGACGACUCAGGGCUAGAGAGAGGAUGAAAGAGAGAGUGAGCACUUGAGGAAAUGUUCAUAGCCUGCAAGGGAAAGUGAUACCGACCAACCACGGGUAGCACUUCAGUUUGUGUGCCUUUAUACAUCAGGGAUUGGCAGCCCCGCCACCCUACCCCAGCACAAUUGUUUGACAUUUUGCUUUCACGGGCUGCAUGCACCUGUUCGCGCUUUGUCUAAACUGUUCGCCAAGAAACAUCCGCCCCGUAAAAACCGGAAUUCAAUAUUUUACAACUGCUGAGGAAUUUCUCAUUCCCAUCCUCCCGCCAUCCCUCCACCUUCUGUUUUCAUCCCAUCCCCUCUCUCCCGUUUUUUAAUUGCUCACGUCAAUGGCCGCCCGGCUUUUUUCUUUAGGGUCCCUCUCCCCCCCCUUUUUUUUGUUUUUUUGCCCCGUCACUUUGUACCGCCUUUGCUAAUGUUGUUCAACCCUCAGGCCUGCAACAUGCCCUCCGUGGGAGGAGUACUGACUGGCCCCUUUCUUUCCCCACACAGGCGAGGUUGUUUUGUCUCGUUUGUGGUCUUUACCCAACGCACUAUGCUGACCCGAUCAUUGGCCACCCAUACUCAUAACUGACACAGUCCCCCUUUUCUACAUGUUGUCUUUACUGGUGAAGACUGGUCUUCACAUACUAGUCACGUUGGUCAUUGUCCUUAUAUGGUUUGUUUGAACCAUCACGUACUUUACAUUAACUUGUUCCAUCUGAGUUGACAAUUGUGAUAUGAAUAUGCGGCCCAGCCCCUGACUUUCAACCCGCUACCGCUCCUCCUAUCAGGUCGCCUGUCUGCCUGUGUUUUACACCCAGUGCACCAGUCUCCAGACGUCAAUGAAAUACCAUCACCACCCCGCUAACAGCACGCCACCCCGUAUGUGACAGCCAUAUACGCCUACAUCUCUCUAUACUCUAUUUCAUUGGACAGGGUUUGCUCCCUUAGGGUAGUCCAAAUUCCCUUUAGUUGCCUUUUGUGCACAUCUUUUUCACUUUUUCUCAGUCCUUUUACCUAUUAUUCUACCCCUUCUCUUACUUUUAUUUCAAAUAUAUGAUAUCUUGGGCUGCAGGUUACCGUGUCGUUUCCCCUCAUAUAGUUUUUUCGUAGAUGACCCUUACCCCCGUGAACCCCCUUACCAUGUUUUCUUAGUCCCUGCCUAUCUGUUGCUCUCUUGUCGAUGACACACCUCGGGUGUCCUUUAGCACUUCCCACAUUUUUUUGGUUCACUGUGUUGAUGUGAAACGCUAAUGGACCUUUAAAUGGCUGUACUGUCGAGUAGGUGGAACCAGGGCUAUAAAUACAUGUAGUUUGGGUGUUGGAGAGUAGACAGGGCUGUUACAUCCCGGUAAUCGGUCCGGUGGGGAGUGUUUGGUAACGGAAAGCACCUGGAGAGACGGGGGAGGGAAACAGUCUUCUGGGUCACGGACACCAUCCCUGAGAGAAGGGAGAUGAAGGGAACCCCACCAGUGUCAGGACAGUGUGUUUUCAUAACAGUUUUUUGCCCCCACAAAUGUCAGGCAGAGCUACAGCACGUGAUCUGACCACGUUUUUCCCCCCCCCCCUUUUAAUUAAGAGUGGGUUAUGUGUUGGUGUUUCUUGAGAAAAGUCUUAUCAUUUCUUAGUCUCUAGAGGUUGUGUGGAGAUUUGUUGUGAGUAGAGCAGAUUGAGAGAGAGAGAGAGGAUUUUUGCUUGGGAGAGAGCAGACUGAUGCGAGACUGAGAAGUUGAUGAGAGAUUGAUGACGAGAGACCCGAGAGAGAUUUUGCUUUUUGUACCCCCCUCUCCGAGUAUGGAGACGACCCGAGUUUAGAGACUUCUUUUCCGAUCCCUCCCUUUUUUCUGAUUUCGCUGUACGCGCAGACGCUUUCGUCCUUUCGGAGAUUUUUUUUUUUGUUGAUUUUCGUAUCCCUGCUCUUUUUACCCUGCCAGAGAGAUUUGGAGAAACGACCGAUGAGAUUGAGAGAGAGAGAGAGAUUGAAGAGAGCGAAGAGUAGGAGAGAGAGAGAUUUCUUUGGCAGACCGAGAGAGAGAGUUUGAGUCAGAGAGAGAACCGCUUAGGCCACCCUUUUCGAUGGAGAGAGAUGAGAGAGAUCGAGGAGAGAUCCGAGAGACCGAGAGCACAAAUAAGUACUCACACUAUUAACCUAUCACCCUUUUUGCGUAAGCGAUUACAGCUGUGAGUCUUUCUUGUUAAGCUUUACACACCUGGCUGGAUUGUACAAUAUUUGCACAUUAUUCUUUUUAAAAUUAUUCAAGCUCUAUUAAGUUGGUUGUUGAUCAUUGCUAGACAGCCAUUUUCAAGUCUUACCAUAGAUUUUCAAUCCGAUUUAAGUCCAAACUGUAACUAGGCCAUUCAGGAACAUUCAGUGUUGUCUUGGUAAGCAAGUCUUGUGUAUAUUUGGCCUUGUUUAUUGUUGAUAGGUGAAUUUGUCUCCCAGUGUCCAUUGGAAAGCAGAAUGCAGGUUUUCCUCUAGGAUUAUUACUGUGUUUUGCUCUAUUCCGUUUCUUUUUAUCCUAAAAAAAAACUCCCCAGUCCUUGCCGAUGACAAGCAUACCCAUAACAUGAUGCAGCCACCACCAUGCUUGAAAAUAUGAAGAGUGGAUUGGGUUUUCCCCAAACAUAACACGUUGUAUUCAGGACAUAAAGUUAAUUUCUUUACCCAUUGUUUUGCAGUUUAAGUGCCUUAUUGUAAACAGAAUGCAUGUUUUGGAAUAAUUGUUUUCCUGUACAGGCUUCCUUCUUUUCACUCUGUCAUUUAGGUUAAUAUUGUGGAGUAACUACAAUGUUGUUGAUCCAUCCUCAGUUUUCUCCUAUCACAGCCAUUAAACUCUGUAACUGAGCGGUUUCCUUCCUCUCCGGCAACUGAGUUGGGAAGGAUACCUGUAUCUUUGUAGUGACUGGGUGCAUUGAUAUGCCAUCCAAACUGUAAUUAAUAACUUCACCAUACUCAAAGGGAUAUUCAAUGUCUGCUUUUUUUAUUUUUUUAUCUAUUUUAUCUUCCAAUAGCUGCCCUUCUUUGUGAGGCAUUGGAAAACCUCCCUGGUCUUUGUGGUAGAAUCUGUGUUUGAAAUUCACUGCUUGACCGAGGGACUUUACAGAUAAUUAUGUGUGUGGGGUACAGAGAUGAGGUAGUCAUUCAAAAAUCAUGUUAAACACUAUUAUUGCACAUAGAGUGAGUCCAUGCAAUUUGUUAUGUCACUCCUGAACUUAUUCAGGCUUGCCAUAACAAAGGGGUUGAAUACUUAUUGACUCAAGACAUUUCAGCUUACAUUUUUAAAUAAUUUGUUAAAAUUUCUAAAAACAUAAUUCCACAUUUACAUUAUGGGGUAUUGUGUGUAGGCCAGUGACACAACAUCUAAAUGUAAUCGAUUUUUUAUUCAGGCUGUUACACAACAAAAUGUGGAAAAAGUCAAUACUUUCUGAAGGCACUGUAUAUCUGUUUGAAGUGUAUGCAAAUAGAUUAUACAAGUGGUUAGGCAUUUUCAACACACAAAUGUUUCUUAAAAAGACAUGAAGAAAAGUAGUCAAUUUCUCCUCAACCCUCAAGCAUGAAAGAUUAUCAUGCAUGUUGUUGAUGUUAGUUCUGUGCGUGCAGUUAAGGGCAAGGUGUGCUGCUUUGUUUUGAGCCAGCUGCAGCAUUGCUAGGUCUUUCUUUGCUGCACCUGACCACAUUACCAGACAGUAAUCAAGAUAAGACAAGACCAGAGCCUGAACAACUAGUACAGUUGAUCUUUGUGUCAAAAACGCAGAACAUCUUUUUAUAAACAGACAUACCCCUCCCCAUCUUCACAACAACUUUGUCAAUAUGACUUGACCAUGAUAACUGACCAUCCAAUGUUACUCCUACGAGUUCAGCUUCUUCAUCUUCUUAAUGGUCACACCCAUAAUGCACAACUCCAGUUGAGGUUUAGGUCUAAGAGAAUGCUUUGAACCAAAUGCAAUGCUUUUGGUUUUAGAUGGAUUUAAGACCAGUUUAUUGCUAAUUACCCAUUCUGACACUGACUGUAACUCCUUGCUAAGAGUCUCAGCGAGCUCACCGGCUGUAGGUGCUGUGUCUCUGUAUCUCAACCUGUACAGAGCUAGUGACGUGCGUGUGUGUCAGCCAGGUCAUUCAUUUGGAGAGGUAUUCUCUGUAGCGUCGACUCCCACUGGAAGCCAUUACUGAGGAGCUGCGAAGCCAUGGGCCUAUGCUGCUUAAUUACACUCUCAUACACGCUAGCCACCACGUUUUUCCCCUUUAAAGCACCUUCUUCCUAUCCUUUUCUUCCUCUUUUUUAAAUCCCUUCUUCCCCCCCCCCCUCUUUUUUUACAUUUUUUCCUUUUAUCCCCACACUAUCUCUUUUUACCCUUUUUUUUUAUUAUACUUUCCUCCCCUUUCUGCGCCCCCUUACUCAUUCUUUUUUCCUUUUUUCUGAUUUUCCACUACUUUUCCAUUCCUUCUUUUUUUUUCUUCUUCAAUUUCCUUUUUUUCCUUUUCCUGCAUUCCAUUUCCGUUUUUGUCGUCUUUCCUACCCCAAUUCCCUUUAUUUAUUUUUCCCUCCUUUUAUCUUUUCCUUCCCUCUUUCAUCUUUUCCUUUCCCUUUCUUCUUCUUUCCCUUUUCAUUCAUCCCACUUUUCCUCCCAUUAUACCCAACAGACACACAACACUGUAUGUAUACACACAUACUUACACAUGCCAACACAUAUAUUUGAAGCAUGAAUAGUAUUGCAAGGUGACCAGCUAGCUCCUGGGUCUUCGGAGCAUUGGGCUAAUCAUCUAGGAAGACUGACAUGUGCAAAUGUAAGGCAAAAGCCGUCCACAAAUAAAGAUAUUUACCAGUCCCUCCACACACUCUCAUGCAUGAUUAAGCCUGGAGGCGAGGGAAUGAGUGUGUUGUCAUAUUUUCAGAUUUUGUUUAACAAUGUGACAAAAUAACAUUAGGAUCUAGAGGCAAUAGUGUUGCAAUUAUUGGAAGCCUCUUUUUUUCUACACUCAAUCAUGGCCAUGCUUUUAUAGCGAUGGCUAAUGCCGCGCUGAUCCAUUCCCAAAUGCCUUUGCAGUGGAGGAACUCAUUUAAGCGGACACACAAAAGUAUUUGUUCAUGUGUCUGGGAGUACAGCAACACAUUUCACAGCCGCCCAUUCUUUGGCUUAAUGCGGAACAUCCCCUGGGUGAUGGGUUUGGCAGCUUCAGAAAUGGGAAAUCCAUAUUUGCUGAGGGGGUCAUCCGCGGGUUAGGGGGAGAAAAGUUUGUGCCGAGGAUCUGUGACUUCGUUGGGAGAAAGUUUUCCUUUUUUGUUGUUGGAGUGUUGGGAAUUGUGCGGGAAUCGAUAUUCAUAAGGGGUGUAAGGUUAUACUAAGGUGGUAGAGGGUGUAAUAUCAUGGAGUAGAGGUGUGUGUGCGUGCGUGCGUGCAUGUGUCUGUGUCUGUGUGUUGAAUACCACAUGAGGUUGAAUAAUCCUGUAAUAUGAAAUGACAGCCUGCUAGUGACAGAUAGGGUAAAGUGGUUGUUUUCUCUGUGUAACCUCGUCCACCACAGCGCCUCUGGAGCUGCCCCCCGGGAGAGGCAGGAACUUCAGCCUAACAUCUCACCAGCUGAGGGUCCUGACCCAGCUAGCCUGCACUCUGCUGGGUCUGGAGAGCCAAGUGGACGAGCUGGCCACUCAACUGGCAUUCAUCAACUGUGUUGGGGAGACUCCCUGCAGUGUGAGAGGUACACAACCGCUACAGAAACACACACACACACACACACACACACACACACACACAGUGUGUGUCUGCGUGAACUGUUAGCGAUUUUCUGCACAUCAACUUUGCACCUGUGUGCAUAGGUAUAUACUAUACACUACAACAGUGAUGUCACAGAGAGAGAGAGGAGAGAGAUAGAAGGAGAGAGAAAAGGAGAGGAUGAUAUAGAGGUAGAGAGAGAGAGGAAGCUAGAGAAUAGAGAAAGAGAAGCGAGAGAGAGGAGAAGACCGAUCCGAGAGAGAGAGAGAGAGAGAGCGAGAGAUAGAGCGAAGAGAGAGAGAGAGAGAGAGAGGAGAGAGAGAGAGAGAGAGAGAGAACAUGAUGUUCAGACAAAGAGGUCCCUUUGCACUGCGGCGCUAUCAGGCAGAGACUACACUACACACUCUAACCACAGAACAACACACACACACAUAUGCACACAGAACACCAAACAACAACAUUGCAUGCUUUUGCACACAUAACUUGCCUGGACAUACAGUUUAAACAGACUGCAUACUCUCCAUGUGUUAUUUAAAUGUGUACUUUUAACAGGGAAUUAUCUUGGUUGCGUACAAGUCUUUACCAGCCCUCUCCUCUUUCCCCUCUGAACUGGAGCCGAGAAGUUAAAUGAAAGCUUUUGGUGCAUGUAGUAAUUUCCAUAAAGGUUACAUUAAAAAACAAGACAUGCAGAAAGGCUCAAUUUACAGAGAAGUAAACAGCCUUUAAAGGGCAGUUAUCCAAAUCAUUAAUUUUAGGCAAUCAAACGGCUUAAUUACCAGAAAUUCAUCAGAUGGGCUUAAAGGUCAAAAAGUGACGCGCGGGCUGCUUCCUCCCCUCUUCCGUUCUGCGCGGUCUUGUUCGGCUAAAUUGCCUCGCCUGGGGUCUCACUUUUCCGCUUCUGAUUAGGAAAACGUGGCCUUGAUGUGUGCUCCUUUUAAUUUGUUCCUCCAUACACCCGUCUUAUCCUCCCCCCUCACCCCCUCAAAGGAUUAGCCCAGUUAUGGCCGUUGCUAUCUGGGUUCAAAUCAACUCCAUCCCCAGAUAUAGACUAAUAAACCGCUCACUGUUGCAUUUGACUUAAAACUUGAUUUACUGCUCAUGUAAAUCGGAGGCAUGUAGUAAUUUGCUUGUCACUCUUACUGAUUGGUUUAUGUACAGUUAUGCAAGCAUUGUCCAUGCUGCCCACCAUGGGAUAUUAUUGUGUACAUUACAGCAAUAUUUGUGCCAAAGACUUUACUUCUAAGAAUUAUACAGUAGCUAUAUUUCCUGAAUAGCCUAUUGUUUCAAAAAAUGUGUUAUCAAUGAGUUUAUGUCAUGGCCUUGUCUUUAGGUUGAUGGCCAUUUAAUUUCCCUUAGCUACGGGCUUGGAGAUUUGGCCAAACACAUCCAUAUCAUCUGAGACCUUAUUCCAAUGUAGAGAAUCAUUUUGAAGCCAUAUCUGUUUCUGUUGAUAGGAAUAUUGAAAAAGACCAAAGACAACUUGGAUAUGACUACUGUGGAUGGUAACAAGACCACGGCAGAGAUGCUCUUCCAGAGCCCGGAGGUGAGACUGCCCUCUGCUGCCUCGGAGGAGAAACUGCAGCUUGAGCAAUAAGGCAUUGUUCCGUCAACUGCUGCAAUAUCACCUGAUCAAACAUAUUUCUGACGAAGACUGAAGUCUUUAGAUGCUCAUUUUGUCCUUUCCCUGUGUUGAUUGGCUGUGUGGUUUUCUCUUCCUGAUCAUAGGCCAUUGUUCUGGAGUUUGAUUGGAGGGCUGCGUUCAGGGAGCUGGUGCCCCAGAUGGCUCAUUGUGUCAAGGUGGUGCUGGAGGAUGUGUGCACCAAGAGUCUGCAGCAGGAGGAGCUGUCACACACAUCUGGCUCCGCCCACAUGGUCCUGACUAACACACCCCACAGAGAUGGCUCCUCCCUCACCUGCCCAGAGAGGGACCGCCCCAAGAUGGUCGCCAAGGCAAGCAUAAAGAUCAACAUGUGUUGUCCAUAUGACAGUGCUCAGUCAACUUUCGUACCAUGACAGCCCGUGUGAAGAAAAAGCUGCCUGGUCGACUUGCACCCUUUACGGUGGGCAGGACACCAUGAUUGACUGUGGUUCCAUUACACACUCAAUGCUGCUCUAAAAUCAUUCAAUCAAUCACAGAUAAAGGAAAAGAUUGACUGCGGGUUGACAUAGAAUGUUUACGCUGUGUUUGGUUUCACGUCAAUAUCCAAUGAUAAUGGUUGUGAGCGGAACAGAUUGUAGGGUAUGUGGGUUUUAAUGUGGCUAACACCUAUGUUAAGCGACACCGUAAGCAUUUUGAUUGAACCCGCAGUGAUUUUUCUUAGCUGCAAUUGAUCGAAUUGGGGCCUAAACCUCUUUGUCCAGCCUUGCCUCAUAAGAAGCCUGUGUUUUCUCCCCUCUCCUCCUCCUUCAUCUCCUCCUCUCCUCUAGCCCUUUACACCGACACUAGUUGUGGCUCCUCAUUGCUAACGAGUGUCAGAAUGUGUCUCUGCUCAAGACCUGUACAACAUAUUUAUGUGUAGGUCAACGCUUAAAAUAUGAGAGCCUCUCAGCUCAAAGGUUAUACAUGCAUGCAUUUGCAUUGAGGAGCCACCGAGACCAAAGACGAGACCUUUUUUUUUUUCUCCUCCAUUUUUUGACAUAUGCCUGCGUGUUUGAGGCGAGAGCAAAUUACUAUACAAGACCCGAGCAUGAAAUGUGGCCAGUUCAAAAGCAUUAGACCGAUCAAUAGUUCACUCAUUCAUAUGCAUACCUUUGUAGCUCCAUCCCAGCUUCAGUUGCAUGACCUGUUCCCCUGCCUACAUGACCAUAAAUGGGUACAGGUAACUGCCAAAAUAAAGGAAACACUUUAGUAAGUGAGGGAUACAAAGUACAUAUUCAGCAGGUGCUUCCACACAGGUGUGGUUCCGGAGUUAAUUAAGGAAUUAACAUCCCAUCAUGCUUAGGGUCAUGUAUAAAAAUGAUUAGUCGCCCAUUAUUUUUGCUACCAUGGCUAGGUUAAAAUGGUGUGUGUCUGUGUCGGUGUGUGUGUGUGUGUGUGUGUGUGUGUGUGUGUGUGUGUGUGUGUGUGUAUCAGUCACCAGAUCUCAAACCAAUUGAACACUUAUGGGAGAUUCUGGAGUGGCACCUGAGACAGCAUUUUCCACCACCAUCAACAAAACACAAAAUUAUGGAAUCAUGGAAUGAUGUCGCAUCCCUUCAAAGGAGUUCCAGACACUUGUAGAAUCUAUGCCAAGGCGCAUUCAAGCUGUUCUGGAGGCUUGUGGUGGCCCAGCGCCCUAUUAAGACACUUUAUGUUGGUGUUUCCUUUAUUUUGGCAGUUGCCUGUAUGUCCACCAGGUUGACUUUGCAAUCUCUCAGCUGCCUGUAGCCUCGCGUUUUCUCAUAGAAACAGAGAGAGAUCCAUUCUUGCUUUACCUUUGUAUCAUUCCAGUCACCUUGCAGUGGAGCCUAUAAGACCUGUAGGGAUCUGUAUCUUUGAUCUGAGCUAGUUAAGGUUCAGUCUAUAACUGGAGCGGAAGAGGUGUGUGAGCAAUAAAUCUCACUGACACCUUGUGGGUCCUCAGAGCGAUGAGUCUGUCUGUCUCUGUCCGUCCGUCUGUCUGUGCCGGUGGACGACCUGCAGGCCCAAGGCACUCACUCUGCUAAGCUCCUAAGGACUCGAUGCACUCUAUUGUCUAUUGACUUCCUGGCCCAAAUGGACAUUGUUCCCUGGCCUUUCUGGCCCACUAGAGGCUUAUUCUGCCCAGGAAUUGCUACAAGGCAAUGUCAAUUCUGUCUACACAUUGCAAACUCACUGACAGAAUGUCGAACUUCCUGCCAGUGUUACAGUAAGUCAAGUAAGGUAGUGUGAGUCUAAAACUAAAUGAAACUGAGCUGAUAUAUCCAUGCUGCCUGGGAUUGAUUGACCCACUAUUGGAAGGGCUUUGUUAUGGAGAAGGGAAAAAAUACAUUCAGGGCUUUUCCACACUAAGUGCAAGCCAACUCCUGGGGGAAUUUAGGAAAUAUAUUAUAGUACCUGGCCAUGUUUUACUGCUUUUAAAUCACCUUGGCACAUAACUCACAUAUAAAUUGUGAGGUGAACUCAUUCACACACGUGUGACUCUUUUGCAUUCGCUGAUCCUCUGUCAUUAUUCUCAAUGUGCUGUCAAUGGUUGCACAUGAGCCAGGGUUGUGUGUGUGUGUGUGUGUGUGUGUGUGUGUGUGUGUGUGUGUGUGUGUGUGUGUGUGUGUGUGUGUGUGUGUGUGUGUGUGUGUGUGUCAGGGUGAUGUCUCUGUGUCUGUCCGUCCAUCUGUAAGGUGAUUCAUUUGACACCAUCUUUCUACAUAGAAGGACAGUCCUCUUACCUCUCUUACCUUUCAGCUAGGGGCAUGGAUAAGAUGGGAGUGGUUGUUAAAAGAAGAGAUACAAAGGUGAUUGAGAUGUUUAUAGCAUGCCUUUACUGAGACACCUCAUAUCUAUGCUGUCUCUCUCUCUCUCUCUCUCUCUCUCUCUCUCUCUCUCUCUCUCUCUCUCUCUCUCCUCUCUCUCUCUCUCUCUCUCUCUCUCUCCCUUUCUCUCUCUCUUGUUGGCAUGGCUCUCAUCCAUUCCCUCUCUGUUCCUCUCUGCCUAGUUCUGUGGUGACAUCAUGGGGGAGUGUGAUGCCCUCCUGCCCCUGGCGGAGGCGUGUGGAGAUGCCGCCCUCCUGGAGGUGCGCUGCAGCUUUGUGGAGGUGUGUGCCUGGGUCACGUCUGCCAUCCUGGGCCGUGUGGAGGAACGGGUAGGGGAGGUGCCCUCUGCUGCCCCCCUGAAGAACCUGGUUGCUCUGCUGGGCACCAGUAUGUACAUCCACCAACAGCUGUGCCACUAUGAGGCCCAACUCAGAGAGACCAACACCACCGCAGCAAGAGUGUGAGUCUGUUUAGACUGUGUGUGAGUUUGUAUAUAGGUAUGUAUGUGUGCAUUUGUACCUCUGUUUGUUUCCACACACAAGAGCAUAAUAGUUGUAUUAAACACCACCCACUCCCCUUGUUCAACAGUCCACCUUCCAACUCCCUUCUCAGUUACAUAAUCACUACAACCCUGUGUCAUGGCUAAAAGAAAACCGCACCUCCAUGACAACAAAGAUUUAACCUCUGUGGGAUCGGUGUCCCGUAUACGGGACGGUUGAGUUAACGUGCACUAAUGUGAUUAGCAUAACUGUUGUAAGUAACAGCAAACUUUCUAGGACAUAGACAUGUCUUUAUAUGGGCAGAAAGCUUAAAUUCUUGUUAAUCUAACUGCACUGUCCAAUUUACAGUAGCUAUUGCAGUGAAAAAUGCCAUGCUAUUGUUUGAGGAGAGUGCACAACAACAAAAAACGUAUCAUGGCAACUGGUUUGAUACAUUCACUUCUGAAGGUAAAUAAUGUACUUACAUUCAGUAAUCUUGCUCUGAUUUGUCAUCCUAAGGGUCCCAGAGAUAAAAUGUAGCAUAGUUUUGUUUGAUAAAAUCCAUUGUUAUAUUCAAAUGUAGGAACUGGGUUCUACAGUUUGAACCCCUGCUGUCUCUGGCUCCACACCCACCCCGCCCAGCCAUCUAGAUGUGUGAAAGUUAGUGUAUAAGCUAAUGAUCCAUCAUGUAUGACAUUCCUGGGAGUGUGUAAACUUACAUUUUGUAUUACCAUAUCAUUUUUGUAUGUUCUCUAUAGUUAUGUACUUGAAAAGGUGUCAAUUGACCAAUUCGGCACAUUUGGGCAGACUUGAUACAAAAUAGUCCAGUAUUGCAAUGCUUCACUGGAUCAAUCUGAAACUUUGCACACACACUGCUUCCAUCUAGUGGCCAAAAUCUAAAUUGUGACUAAACUGCAAUAUUAUAUUGUGGCCUUUCUCUUGCAUUUCAAAGAUGAUAAAAAAAUAAAAAUAAACAGUUUUUUGUUUGUUUGUAUUAUCUUUUACCAGAUCUAAUGUGUUAUAUUCUCCUACAUUAAUGUCACAUUUCCACAAACUUCAAAGUGUUUCCUUUCAAAUGGUAUCAAGAAUGUGCAUAUCCUUGCUUCAGGUCCUGAGCUACAGGCAGUUAGAUUUGGGUAUGUCAUUUUAGGCGAAAAUUGAAAAAAAGGGUCCGAUCCGUAAGCGGUUAAAACCAGCAGAAAGCCAUAAAAAGCCAGGGGGUUCACAAGACAUAUUUUCCAAAAUAUUCUGGGGGAUUUAUUGAUGUCCAUUGUAGUUUCUCAGCCCAGGGAGAUUGUCAGUGCACUGCCAAUGGUACUAAAACUCUAUAAUUGAGUUGUAAAGAAUCUGCAUAUCUGUGUGCGAGCGAUGGCCUGACUGCACCGUCCUUUCGUCUGUCUGGUGGAAUGGAGGAGAUGUUGGUUGGAAAACAGAUGUUGCCUCUCAAACUGGGCCAAAGGGUGAAGGCAGGGGAGAGGGAGAAGGCUACAGAGAGUCUGUGUGGCCUAGCGCUGACAGAGAGGGCUGGGGAGCAAGAUGGAGAGAGUUUGAGGGUGGGCUCUAUGAAGGGGGGAGGGGCUAAGAGAGAAGGGAGGGAGGGAAGUGAUUGACUGGUUCUAAUCACUGCCAUUUGUGAAUACAUCUGGCAGAUUUAUUUACCUCCUAGUCCCCCUUUGGCCACUGCACUCCACGUAUCCCUCCUCAAAGUGUCCUGCUUAGCCCUGUGCCCUACCUCUUCCCUCACGCCCCCCACCUUCACCUGCCCUGUGGCCCUUCACCCCCUAUUCUCUUAAACUGCCCCUUCCCUCCCUGACCCCCUUCCCCUUUCUUUGGCCCCUGUGCAACCCUGUUAAAUGUGUUCCUGUAUGUGUGAUGUUUGUGGCCCUGCAGGCCGAUGACACUGCUGCCCAUCCAGAGGUACCAGGAUGUGACGGAGGGCCUGAGAGAGCAGCUGACCAGCUACUGUGUCCAGGUGUGCACCAGCACUCUCCUGCAGGACGCAGAGAGCCACCACUGGGCUGACCCCAAACCCUUCUACGAGGUGAGCUGGACCACGAUUACCACGUUUCGUUAAUGCUCUCUGUGCUAAUGGAGAUUCUCUGCUAGUCAGCAAGAGAGAGUAACGGAUGUCUUGCAGUGUUUGUUGCGUUUGUCGUGUCAUUUUUUUGUCUCUACAAAUCUGAAGAGUCCUUUACAAUUAGAUGUAUUUCCAAAAUGCACUCUUUGCACUCUUAGCGCCCCCGACCACUCCCGCCUCCAAACCCAGGGCUCCACUCUCAGCUCUCCCAGGACAUCUGAGGCUCCUGUGCUUCCCUGAGGGCUGGUGGGAUCGAGCCGUCUGCACUGUGACCAUCUGGAAACAGGGCUGCUGAAGCCUCUGUCCUCCCAUACCUAUGCCCCCUAAACCAACCCAGAAACCCCUCGCACACUCCCUCUCCCUCCAUUCCCGGGCACUGAGGUCAGACAGGCCUGCUGUAUGCAGGUGUGUUCUCCUCUGUCUGUCCUGGAUCCUGGAGCUCAGGGGAGGCAGCUCAGCUCUUCCGGCUCAGACCCAGAACCUGGCCAGGCCCAGCCACAGACAAGUCUCAGCCACACGUGCACUUCCUCUUGGUCCUGGUACAGAUCAUAAUGCAGGGGGGUCUGCUGGGUCCAGAGGCAGAGGAUGGAGCCUUAAUCCCGGACGUACGGUCACGCUCUCUGUCCAGAGACAAUCCGUAAAUUAUUGGCUUGGGGGGAAGAGGGGGUUGAGAUCAUUACUUGAUGUCGAACAUGUUGUUAAUAUUCUCUCUUUGGUCACAACACCAACUGUGGGACUGUUUCCCCCCUGUCUGAAAGCAAUUAGAGACAUGAAACCAGCCUCUCUCUCUCUCUCUCUCUCUCUCUCUCUCUCUCUCUCUCUCUCUCGCUCUCACUCUCUCCUCUCUCUCUCUCGCUCUCUCUCCUCUUUCUCUCUCUCUCUCUCUCUCUCUCUCUCUCACUCUCACUCUCUCUUUCUCUUUCUUUAACAACAUUUCUUUGACCCGAUGUAAAACCCAUGAAUCUUUAUGUCAUUUAAUUUCAGUGUAUGUGUGAGCGUGUGUGUGUGUGCGUGAGCAUCUGUGUGUGCAUGUGUGUGUGUGCGUGCGGGAGCGUCUGUGUGUGUGUUUAGUGAUAUUCCAGACUGUUCCCCUUGUCUGUGAUGCCUUCCACAGAUCAGGGCAUGGAAGCAGUCAUUAGUCCCAUAGGGGUACAGGAGCCCAGGUGCAGAGUGCAGGUGGUGUGACCAUGGGGCCUUCAAUGUGUUGACAGCACUCUCGCUCUCUCUAUCCCUCUCCCUCUCUCUCUCUCUAUGUGCUGCAGGGUGAUAGGUGUUCAUUCUCAGUGCAGAUGUGGCACUACUUCCUGACUGGGCUUCGUACUGACCUGUGGUUGGCUGUGCCGGGCUCUGUGGGGCGGGACGUGCUCGCUCAGGUGACCAGUGAGAGUCUGCAGGUUCUUGUGCAGAGGUACUCCAGGGCACGGCCCUCCUACAAGAGGCACCUGCAGAUCAGGUACAGUAUGGUAUGAGGCAGGGCUCCCCCACACACAGACACACAGACACACAGACACACAGACACACAUGCAUACAUGCACACAUACACGCAUACAUACACACAGUAUUGUUAGUGCUGUUAUUAUGGUUAGUGUUGUUAGUGUUGUUAGUGUUGUUAGUGUUGUUAGUAUUGUUGGUAUUGUUGGUAUUGUUAGUGUUGUUAGUAUUGUUAGUGUUGUUGGUAUUGUUUAGUGUUGUUAGUAUUGUUAGUGUUGUUAGUAUUGUUAGUGUUGUUGGUAUUUUUAGUGUUGUUGGUCUUGUUCGUGUUGUUGGUCUUGUUCGUGUUGUUCGUCUUGUUGGUCUUGUUCGUCUUGUUCGGUUGUUCGUCGUUGGUUAGUGUUGUUCGGUCUUGUUGUUGUUGUUGGUCUUGUUCGUUUGUUGUCUUGUUCGUGUUGUUCGUGUUGUUGGGUCUUGUUCGUCUGUUACGCGGUGUUUGUCAUUGGUCGUCUUUUUGGUGUUUUCGUCUUGUUCGUGUUGUUCGUGUUGUUCGUGUUGUUCCUCUUGUUCCUCUUGUGUCCUCUUGUUCCUCGUGUUCCUCGUGUUCCUCGUGGUUCCUCGUGUUCCUUGUUCCUCUUGUUCCUCGUGUUCCUCGUGUUCCUCUUGUUCCUCGUGUUCUCUUGUUCCUGUGUUCCUCUUGUUCCUCGUGUUCCUUUGUUCCUCUUGUUCCUCGUGUUCCUCGUGUUCUCGUGUUCCUGUGUUAUCUUGUUCAUGUGUUACUCUUGUUACUACGUGUUCACUAGUGUUUCUUGUUAUUUGUUUACGUGUUAUAUUGUUCAUGUUGUUCAUAGUGUUAUAUUGUUCAUAGUGUUAUAUUGUUCAUAGUGUUAAUAUUGUUCAUAGUGUUAAUAUUGUUAAUAGUGUUAAUAUUGUUAAUAGUGUUAAUAGUGUUAACUCGUGUUAAUAUGUUAAUGUGUUAUAGUGUUCACUAUGUUCAUUGUUAUAUUGUUAUGUGUUAACUACUUGUUCAUAUUUUUCAUGUGUUCAUGUGUUACAUCGUGUUCUAUGGUUACAUUUGUUACAUCAGUGUUCAAUAUUGUUAAUAGUGUUAAUAGUGUUAAUAUUGUUAAUAUUGUUAAUAGUGUUAAUAUUGUUAAUAGUGUUAAUAUUGUUCAUAGUGUUAAUAUUGUUCAUAGUGUUAAUAUUGUUCAUAGUGUUAAUAUUGUUCAUAGUGUUAAUAUUGUUCAUAGUGUUAAUAUUGUUAAUAGUGUUAAUAGUGUUAAUAGUGUUAAUAUUGUUCAUAGUGUUAAUAUUGUUAAUAGUGUUAAUAUUGUUAAUAGUGUUAGUGUAGCAGUAUGUGCUGUAGGCAGCAAAGCUGUGUUCUACUAUAUAGUAUGGCCUCCUUAUGCCUGCUUCUUUCCUAUCCCCUCACUAUUGGCUCAGUUUCAUAGUGUUCCUCUUGGGCUUGACGUGGGGGACUGAACGCUGCAUUAACACAUACUAAACACACCCUGAACACAUGCUUAGGCCUUCAGUCCACAACUGCCUCCCAUCACCACUGACAGAUGACAAUGUGCAGGUCGUCCCUGAAUUAGAGUGUGGGGAGAGAGGGCUUGUGUGUGUGUGUGUGUGUGUGUGUGUGUGUGUGUGUGUGUGUGUGUGUGUGUGUGUGUGCUUGCACUGUGUUACAUACAGACCUCCCAAAGAGAGAGAGGAAGUGUAGGGUGCCUCUGUCUAUCUCUGCUCCAACUCACAACCCUCACAUGAUUACACUAAGACACACUUAGGGAUUAUAUCUUUCUAACUUAGAACGGUGACGACAGAUUUGGCUCCUGUGAAGAAAUAGUCCAAUAAAAGCCCUACAACCAAUUGAGGAAACAGAUUUACUGCUUUUUGGACAUGAAAGAAUAUGUAUUUUAUUUAGUAGAGCAAAGGCCUCAGGCCCGUAACUGUCCUGUCAUAAACUCAGCAGGAGGUUUCAUCUGGCUCGCCAACCAUGUUGUCAUGUAAUGAUGUCAUGCCUGAUGAGAGUUACGGAUGCUCUGUGUAGUGUCUAACCCCUUCUUUCCCCCCAGGUGUGACAUCACCGCGGUGCUGCUUUGUGUGGAGCAGCUUAUGUGGAGUGUGUGUGAGCGGCCCGAGGCGCUGGUGCAGUCGGAGCACCCCGUGGGGGGUUGCGUCUGGGUCGCCUCAAUCCACAGCCUGUGUAACCAGCUCCUGACCACGCUGGUCAUCGUGACCGCACCCCUGCCUCAGCUCUUCUGGUACAGACACGACCUCUGACAUCUGACCGCUCACACUGGCCGCAACAGCCAAUCAGCUGUAGCUCAUACUGUCUGCCUUUUACCAACCUCAAACCUCUGGGAACUGUAGUCUUUUAAACAGCCCAUUAGUACCAGGGGUACACUCUGACAUCAUAAACAUAUAUUAAUGUACGUUACUGCAACAUGGUAAGAUUAACCUGGCUUUGUUCUAAUAGACCACUCUUUAAGCAUGGUGUCCUACUGUGACUCCAUCAGUUCAACCACCAUCUGUUAUACACUAAGCGUACAAAACAUUAGGAACACCUGCUCUUUCCAUGACAUGAUCCCUUAUUGAUGUCACCUGUUAAAUCCACUUCAAACAGUGUAGAUGAAGGGGAGGAGACAGGUUAAAGAAUGAUUUUUAAGCCUUGAGACAAUUGAGACAUGGAUUGUGUAUGUGUGCCAUUCAGAGGGUGAAUGGGCAAGGCAAAAUAUUUAAGUGCCUUUGAACGGGGUAUGGUAGUAGGUGCCAGGCACACCCAUUUGUGUCAAGAACUGCAACAUUGCUGGGUUUUUCACGCGGAACAGUUUCCCGUGUGUAUAAAGAGUGGUCCACCACCCAAAGGACAUCCAGCCAACUUGACACAACCGUGGGAAGCAUUGGAGUCAACAUGGGCCAGCAUCCCUGUGGAACGCUUUUGACACCUUGUAGAUUCCAUGCCCCGACGAAUUGAGUCUGUUCUGAGGGAAAUACACAGUCAUGGCAUAUGCAAAGGACACAUACGGCUGAUAUACUGUAUUCUGAUGGCUAUGUGUCAUGUCCCUCAGGACCUUCCAGUACAGACCAGGAGAGGGCUCUCUGUCAGCUCUGGCCCAAUCCCCAAGCAGUCCUGGCAUACACUGGCUCAGUGCCAUCCACCCUGCCCUGUUCACCCAGCAGGCAGCACGGUACGUAACAUACGCACACUCGCACGCCAACUCUUACACGCAGCCAGUAUACCCAACACCGUCCAAUGACCAUAUAUCAAGGACCAUAUGUGUGCUGAGUUAGGGGCAUAUAGUCUGCACAUAUAGCUCAUAGCUCAUACUUUACUCUGCUAGGUCGUUGUCUUUGUGAGGGCCCCAGUCUUACCCAGGGACUGUAAUGCAACACAGAUGCAGUCCAAAGUGUUAGAGGAGGAAAGCACUGUGUUUAUGUUAAUGGCUGCUGAGGGGGUUUUCACUGAGGGUGUGAACAGAGAAGACUGAGAUUGCUUCGGAGUGAGAAGAAGGUGGGUUGUGUGCGUGCAUGCGUUCGUGUUUGGGGGUUUGGGGAGGAAUGACUGGUAUGACCUGAGAAGGUGCACUCAAUCACUCUCCGCCCUAGCCCCAAACUGCCCCCACCCCUCACCACCCUUACCCUUGGGUGAUGUCAUCGCAUGCUUAGAGUGCACAAAUCCCCCCUCUCCAAGCCCUGCCAUGCUCCCAAGGCUCGGAGAGCUGAAAUUAGUUAAUUUUUAUGACCUUUUUAUUUUCCUCAUGUUCAGCGAUGGCAGGGUGCCUUGCUGUGCUGUGGUUCCCUGGCCAAAUCCACAGGUCCUUCCAUGGUUGGGCCCUGUAACCAGUGUAACCAGACCUUCCCUCAGCUCAGCUCCUCACAUAAACUGACUGUGAUGAUUAUUAAAUAAAACAACAACAAAAACACAAAGCACGUCGAUAAAUCAAGUAGUAGUAUGGGCAAUCAAAAGUGUGGAGCUAUCUGUUUUGACACUGGAAGUCGUCCCUGUGCUGUAGCUGGUCAGAUUUAUCACAGCAGUUAAGGGAGGAUUUCUCCUGGAUUUGCAGCCCCAGUGACGACAUAAAUCGUGCCGUCAGGUUCAGGAAUAGUGUUCCUUACUCAAGCAGCAGGGUGCACAACGCUCUCGCUUUUUGGCUGGAAUGGGAUGGCUAACUUUCCCUCCCCCUUCCUCCGCCUACUUUUUUCUUGCCUUUUAUCAGAUGUUAUUGAGACGUAUACAGUACACGCACUCACACACACACACACGCACAUUCACACUCCAAGGACAUGCCUCAUUACACCCAGCUGGCUGCAGCCUCAUGGUUCUACAAAAGACAUAGAGGGUUAUGCUGUAUAUUUAUGGAUUUGGCUUCUCCCCAAAUGUUCAUUUGCUUUUAGCUGGCCAAGAUUAAACGUAAUUCCUUCCCGGUGCACACUCUAAGAACGCGAGCAUGAAGGUAUUUGUGGACUAAUCUGGUAGGGGAGGAACUGACAUUCAAGGAAGUUGCUAUUUCAUAACGGUAUAUUUGCGGGUUCGCAGAUGUGUGUCCUCCCUUGCUGAAUGGACUGCUUUCUAUCAGUCUAGUUAUCCGACUCUGCAGAUCUGUCACUGUUGUUGUGUGUCGUUUCUCCCGCUGCUCUCUCUUCCCGUCUGUCCAUCUGUCCUGUGACUGUCUCGGUUGAAGGGAGGGCCUGACGGGCGAAGCGGCCUCCGAGUGCCAGCUGAGGCUGCUGACAUCUGACCCAGAAUGCAGUCCGAGGUUGCUGCUGACCGCCAUCCUGCACAGAGACUGUCACCUGCUCCGAGUCCUCCUGGAACACUCCCGUAAGACAACACAUUCUGAUGGAAAUACUCUUAACUACCUGCUCAUUGCACCACACACACCUGGGAAAGGUCCGUAAAUGAAAAAUGAGUCCGAUAUCCAACUGAUUUUUACGCGAUGUUAUGUUGUUGUUUUGUUGGUUGUUCUUCAUUCUCCCAAAUCUUUUUAAAUUUUUUAUUCAUGUGUAAGAUCCUCUUUAUUAGCCAAAGUGAAACCAAAGACCUCCCUUCCCAGAGGCCCAUGGGUAGGAUAGGGUCCACUUUGGUUAUGUUACCUUUAAAAUGUUCUCAGGGCCCAGGGCCCCAAUGGAACUAAUCACAUCUCUGGACAGGCUGUGCAGUGCCUGAACAUCUUUGGAUGGAGCCCAUUUGUUUUAUGGAGUUCUCAUCAUCCUCAUCAUCAUCAGGGCCGUCAUCAUCAUGACUAAAUCAAUAGAGCGCCGUAAUAAACACCCAACAGGGCUAACCUGAGCUCACACACUGACCUUUAAACAUCUCCUUCCCCUCUCUCCACAUUGGGAAAGUGUAACCUUUAAAGACUGUUGUGCACUUGCACAUUAAUUCACAUUAAAGUGACCUCAUUAAUAACAAUGCCGGCCUUCUAAGACGACGGCAGCUAGCUAGCGUUUCUCCCCUCCCCAACCGUCGCCCGGGCCUGCACUGCACCGUCGUAAAUCAACAUCACCACCACGCCGAACUCUACCUCAGAGCUAAUUAAGAGGAACCAGACAAACCAUCCUUCUCGUCCCAACUCUCAGUAGCCAAUGCUGUCUUAACUGCUCUCUGAUAGGUGGGUCUGUCCUCUCAUGCAGCUGCGCCAGCAGGCCAGGCAGGGGUUUCUGCUACACUAGGUCCUCUCUGUAAAUGAGCAGCCUUAUACACAGGACUGUUUUAUUGUCAUCACACAUUGUGUUUGCUUCCAAUUACAGAGUGAGAGAGUGUGAGAGAGAGAGAGAGAGAGAGAGAAGAGAGUAGAAGCGAAUUAGAUAUAGAGAGAGCUGAAGAGAGAAGAGAGAGUCGAGUAGAUAGAGACGAGAGAGCGAGAUAGAGACGAGAGAAUCUAUAGAGAGAUCGCUCUAUCUCUCGCUCUCUAGCUCUCUCUCUCUCUCUCUCUCUCUCUCCUCUCUCCUUCCUCUCCUCUCUCUCUCUCUCGCUCUCGGCGAGAGAGAGAAAACGGUAUGCAUCAAGGUUGCAGAGGCUUAGGGAGGGAGAGAGAGAGAGAGAGACUCUUCAGAGAUGGAGCAGUAGUCUGUCUAUCAUAACUAAUCUCAGGUUCCAUAAUGGGAUAAUUAUUAAAAGGUGUCUAGUUAACCUGCCAUGUUCUUCAGCACCCCAAGUGGAAAUUGAUAUAAGUCCCCCUUUCCCCUCGACAGUGGGCAUGGCGCUAUCACCACGCGCCCUCUCCUUAAGGACCAAUUACCAGGCCGACAGACUACAAGGCGGCAGCAUAAUCCACAUAAUGCAGUGUAAUAGAGUGAUUGUAGGUCAAAGGAUGUUUGACCACUUUUUUUGUGCCGCGUCGGGAGAAAAAACCCAGAAAGGAAAUCAAUUCCCAUCAGUGGUUGAGCGGCGAUGGGCUUCCUGGCUUCUUAUUAAGCCGGGUGAUAUUAGGGCCCCUGCGUCCCUUAAUGCGGCAGGUAAUUUAGGCCUGUCAUUUUAAAACAGUCCAACAUUUGUCAAGGGGGAGCGCAAACAGCUCCCUGCCUUCCAUCAAAAGACCUGCUCAUCGAGUGCUGCGUUGCAUUCGGCCUCCUAUUCAAAUACCUGUCAUCUCCCACAAAACAGACUGACAGACGUCCUCUAGACCUGUGCCACCGGAGGAACACAGAUGAUCCCCCUCCCCCUCAGCCCCUACCCCCACCUCCCACCCCCAACCCCCACCACCCCAUGCCUGCAGCGACCCCAACAAGGACAUCCUGUCAGAACAUGUUCCUACUUAUUUCCUGCCUCCCAUCUACUAAGAUAUUCAUCCACAAGAGGCUUUGGGAUUCAGUUGUUUUUGUAUAAUUUCACCAAAGAUGUGUGGCUGUGUAUUUUCUAUGCCAAUAGUUAUUGUGUUACCUUUUGUUGCCGUGUCUCAGUUUGGACAGCCUUGACAGCCUUGAGAUAUUUUCUCACUUGACGCAUUUGAUAUAGCUUUCUUUCCACCUCCCCUCAGCCCCCACCCCGAAGGUGCAGCUGGGGAAUGUUCUGUAUCAUGGCUAAGGUUGCAAUGGAAGGUUAGCAGUGCACGGCCAUCUACUGCAGCUGAAGAGACUCCAUUCAAAACUGAGUCACACUCCCAAACAUGUUUGAAUGCAUGGGUUUCACUAUAGUCCUUGGCAUUUUAUGUGUUUCUGUCACUUAAACUUUUCCUAAAAGAGGACUAUCUUUUCAGAUUUCUGCAUGGAGGAGGAGGCAGAUGCUGAUGCUGUGUCUCCUGUGAAGAGCGAUGCUGGAGAUGAGUUUAUGGAGGCAGUGUACAACGUGCUCAGCUCCCUGAACAAUGUCCCCAAAGCCUUGACUCUGGCCCUGGAGACAUACUUUGACAGAGGACACUUAUGGGACUAUCUAUACAGCCUGGCAGGUAUUCAAACCUAAUUGUUGCUAUACAUAAACUGUAUUUUACACUGGAGUGCACUGUACUGUAGGCACUCGAGAACACACAAUGCAGGAUACAGACUGAGUUUCCAAAGAAAAACACUGAAGAAUACUAUGUCCUAACUUUAUUGUUAUGGUCACUAAUGUUCAGAUCAGACCUGGAUCCAAAUGCAACACAUGUUUUUGUUUUGGGAAAUAGCCAACUUGAGCUGUACUUGAUUUAGUUUGACUGGUAAAAUAGAACCAAUGGAAUAGUCCCAAAUGUGCAAACUCCAAGCUAAAUAAAACACACCUAAAAUACAGUAGAUGAAACAAUUUUACCUGUGUAUUUGAUCCACGUCAGGUUGAAAUCAACGUAUAGGUUAACGCUAAGUAGUAGUAGUUGUGUGUGUGUGUGUGCAUGUGUGCAUCCUAGUGUGUGUGCAUGCCCGUUGGUAAACACUGCCAUCACUAUUCUAACGAAUACAACAUGUCAGAAGUGGGCUUUUAUCGGAAUGAAUUCGAGGCUCAUUACAAGUAAUCCAAAACUAUAACGCAAACCCUCCCUUAACUCUCUGGUGACUGUUUACGUGUUGUCAUUUCCAUUACAAAACAUAUCAAAAGUCCCGCUCCAACAUCAACUCAUUCUGUCGAGCUAAUCGUACUACAUUGGUUCAGUGCUCAAUAGCACAGACUGCAAUUAUUCCCUGACACUUCCUUUUCUCAGGCGAAAGCUUUGAUUGUGGGCUUAAUCAGGGCUGCUGUGAGUCCCAGCUCAUUUUGGUGUAGUUUUUUCUCCAUCACAUGCGAGAGGUAAUUAUUGUUGCAUAAAUUAGGGUGAUUGGAUAGGAAUUUGGAAGGGGAGAAGGAGAGAAGACAGUGGUGGAUUCACUCCUGUAGUCUCAAUGUCACCCAGUGCUCUCGCGCUCUCUUUCUGUGUGUCUCCUGCUAUCGUUGGCUUAAUUGCUGCUCUGGGAUGCACCUCCCAACUGAGAUGGGGUGUAAUUGAAUUUUGGGGCACAGGAGUUCCCCGAACCAAACUAUUGAUCUCUCUGGGAACUUCUCUACUGUUCUGUGUAUUGUUUAAAGUUUGUAAUGUCUAAUGACGUAACAAUCAGCUAGAGUUGGUUUGAAGUCUUAUAUGUUGAAGUAGUCAGUGAGUAUAGAAGUGUGAACUGUGUUUGAAUAUGGGGUUACUUUUGACAAAUGGGUUGAGGUUUUGGAGACAGAGGUUUUGAUUUACCAUGUAGGAAACCUAUAUCACAUUUUUAUUUUCUACUUUCUGUUUAGAAGGGAUGGAGAGUUAUAGAUGGUAGGUGUCCCCUGGGACUUCAAUGCACUUCCAGUCCUGCCACUCUACUAAAUCUCUCUGAUGUAGCUCUUUGUUUUUUCUGCUAACGCUGUAGAAAUGUUAUGAAUGCCAUACAGCUGCACACUGUUGCUGCUCUGGUGCUGAUAUGUACAGGAUAUUGAAGGUCAAAACGUUGAAAUACCUGACUUGGGCAAAGCUGGUAUCCACCUAAUGCCCACCUGGUUUUGAUACAGAAUACCUCUCUUCUCCUGGUAGUGGUUUCAAACACUUCUCAGCACCAAAAGAUUAAAGUUUACAACCCUCAGCUUUUUAAAUCUGUUUUCAGUUUUUCACCCUUAAAUAAUCUUUCUCUCCUUGGCACUGAAAUUGUAAUUUAGGAUUGGUGAUUGACAGAGUUUUCUCACCUGGUUUCCCAGGUUUCGAUAAGUUGCUGAUUUAAAUGCAACAAUUGAUAAGCGUUAGCCAAUUUAGAAGAAGAGCAUUAUGUAACACUUAGAGUACCUACUCUUCCUCUGUCAUGAAAGUGAUUGCUGCCACUGUCCUGGUCUGUCUUAGAUUCAGUGCGGCCUGUCCCCGUUGUGGUCAGCUUUAUCCGGGCAGUGAUCAACCAAACUGUCCACUGCCUUCUGGGCCACCUGGUCACCAUGGUGCUGGACUGGCAGGCCUCUGAGGAGCCCUGUGCCCCCCUGCUCAGACGGGACGUCCCAGACAGCGUCCUCACUAAAGUCCCCAAGGAGUGGAGCUACACCCCUCAGACACCCAAGGGGAGGGAGUCAGCUAAGAGUACGUACUGUCAGAGAUGAGAAGAAAUAAAUAUGUGGAUUGCAUCUCUUCUUGUAAUACAACCCGAUUGAUUAUCCAUUAGCUAAAUCAACAUAGUUAUUUCAUGCUCAGUAUUGUCUGAAACACUUUGAUCCCUGAGCCCUGGUCUUUCUCUCCUGUCUGUUCAGGUGUGGUGAAUCUGGCCCUCCAGGCCCUCUCUUUCAUCUACACCAACCUGCCUUCGGCCGUGGCUUCGCUCCCCCUGCCAGUACGCUUCCUCUUCCACACCGCAGAGAAACACCUUUCCCAGCAUGCUCGGCAGCUGCGCUCCACAGGCCUGCUCCUCUGGACCCUCCUUAGCUGUCUCUGCCAGUGCCUGGAGGACCCCAACUCACUGGAGCUGCUGUGUGGCCUGCCUCUAGACCGGGGGGCCAAGGAGAGACUGGCCCUGCUGUCAGAGUGCCUCCAGGGUACCAUGGGCCAAGGCCAGCAGAAGGGAGUGCCCAAGCCCACUGUGCACAAGGUACUGCAGGCUCUGGAGGAGAGGAGGCCCAAGUGGUGCUCCAUGCAGCUGCAGAAGGCCCGCAAGCUCUGCUCCGAGAGGUGAGAGGUCAACCUAACUUAACCCUAACCUAACUGUAAUCCUAACCAAACCUAACCUAUCCUGCAGAAGGUCAGCAAGGUCUGCUCCAAGAGGUGAGAUGUCAACUCUGGACACCUACUGUAUGGACAAACACUGAGCUGCUGUCGCUUCAAUUUCUCUCUUUACGGCAUCUAAAUAGUCUUUAGGAUUUGUCAAAUAUAACAAUAUCCAUUCAGGACUUAGAGAUAUUAAAACAGAAGAGAUGAUCAUUAGUCAAGUUAGCUUUUAUAUUGAAACUGCGAUAUAUCUUCCAAUACAUCAUUCUGUUGAAUGAUCAGUCUACCAUUUUUGGGAAGAGAUUGGUUGAGGCUGAUUAUAUAAAAGCAAAGUAAGUGUUUCAGUAUGAUGCAUGGUAUAUUCAGCCAAAUGGCAUUCAUGUAUUUGUGAUAGAACAAUUUAAUGAGUAGUAUGCUAUUCAGAUAUGUUCUUUAAUUCAGUGUGUGUGCCACCCUGAUGGAUUGCAUCAUCAGUUGCAGCCAUUUUUCAUGGGAACCUGUAUGAACAAGAUCAAUGUAUUCUGAGACAUGAUAUUUAUCUUAAAUGAUGGACAUCCUACGGUCUGAAUGGAAAACAAAAUAAGGCAAUGGGAAAUUGGGUUUGAAUUUGGCUCAUACUUUGACCCCGAGCUUGGUGACUUAUUCCCGGAACCUGCGCCUCUGACCGCUCAAGACCAACGAGCAGAAAAGUCUGGACACAUUCAUCCUCGUUAAAAAUUAUUUAGCCGGCCGGGUAACGAAACCACACAAACACAGCAGCUUGCAGAAAGAAAUAAGAGAGAGAAAGACGGAGAACAGAUUACCUCAAGUGUUCCAGGAAACGGCCUGCUCCUAGUGACAGGAACAAGGGGUGGUGGAAGUCGGAAAAAAACGGAGAAGAGGGGGAAAAUGGGAGGGGAAAAAGCAAAAGAGUGAUUAUGUAUCACCUGUCAGAGCCAUUCUCCGAGAUCAUUACUAUUCAUUAAAAUAACCUUCACUGGGAAGUGAAGCCUGGGUUGUAAACAAUCAGUGUACAGUGGCAUCAGCGGGAGGGAAGGGGGGCUCGCCAGUCCAAAAACAACCCCCCACCGCCCCACCCUAUCCUCACACACACACACACACUACCACCGCCCCCCACCUUGUCUUUGUAAAGUAAUUUGUAGAGGAGAAGAUUAUUGUUCUCCAUCAUGGUGACCCUGACUGGACUGACGGGAUGAAUACACAGAUGAAGAUGAAUGCAGUUAUUGCUUGGCGGAGGUCUGCCUCUUUCAGGGCACAUUGGCCCUAAUGACAUGAUUGAUAGGCUGUCCUAAAUCCAGAGAGGCCCUCAUUAAUCACCCCGCUGACUGAAUCCAAUCAUCUGCUUCACCUGCACAGUGAUGGACAGGAAAGGAUACAGCGCAGGUGCUGACACGGAUGCACGGCCCCGCUACCGGGAGAAGGAAGGGCCUCGCCCACCUCUCUCAAUGUCACAUCCGCCAAAAGCUGCCUGACAGGCGACACUGUUUCUGCCACCUUAUAAUUACAAAAAGAAGAGAGGGAGAGAAUGUGAAAGAGAAGGAAAAAACAAUGACAGGAAGUCCAUCCGGACGGAGGAGAGCGUUUGACGGACGGCGAGCAUUGUGGAAAUGGCGAGGAAUAUAGGAAGGGCAGGGAAGUGACUCGGGCCGCUGCUAGGGUAAGGCGCUUGUGUGUGUGUGUAGAUAUUAUGCACACAUGCACGCAAACACCUCCUCACACGCACGGUGAAAUCAUUGAUACUGUAUCACUGCUUUAUCAAUGCAGGGCUUUGUUUCGAAACACCUCCGUAUGAAGAACGUGAUAGAAUAGAACACACUGUAUCUGUGGUUUACGUUCACUUUCAAUAUACACCUCAAUGCUGCAGAAAGAGAUCCACACAAAUGGUUUUGAAAAGGCCUGCAAUUGAAACAUUCAAUGAAAGUGGGAACAAUAGUGCUGUAAUUUUCAAUCCAGUAGAAAAUAAAAGCCCAAACCUUGAACCCUCCUACAAGUUUUUAAAGUGUAAAGCAUUUAUAUAAUAGGCCUAUAACUUGAUACAUUAAAGGGCAGUCACAACAGAAUAAAGUGUGGCUAUGGAUUUGUAGCUCUUUGGCUAAAUCCCUCGAGGAAAUGGAAUGUUCAGGUAGCAGAUGCUCAUGGUAACUGUGGCUUUUUGUUUCCCUUGCCGCCUUCUUUCUCUCUUUCUAUCUCACCUCUCACUCUUUCACCCCCCCCCCCUCUCUCUCUCUCUUUAUCUCUCUCUCUCUCUCCCUCUCUCAGUGCGUUUGAGUGGGGCGAGAGUGGUGUUCCACAGGAGAGGGGCGGCGGUGUGGCUGAGGCAACUGAGCAGAAAAUAGGGCUGAUACUCCUGGAGAUUUGCCACAAACCAGGUGGUGCCGAGUACCUGAGGCAAAUCUAUCAUAUCAUCCAAGUCAAUGAGGUAGGGAAGGACUCCCUCUCCCCCGCAAUUAGGUGGCCGCUGGCCUGGGGCCGGCGUCUGCUCUGGGGGGAAGGGGUAUGGGAAAGAGGGUGGAAGUGUGGGGGGUUACCGCUGGAGCCGGCUGCUGCCUGGCAGCCUGGCUGAGACAAGGAAGACCUGAGAACAUGACACUGUAGCAUCCACUGACCUCCCCGGGAACUGUGAGCAAUGGGGCUGGAGAGAGGGAGAGAGGGAGGAAGGAAAGGAGAGAGGGGGUGGGAGGAGGCUGCAUGCAAAUAUAAUGUUAUUUGUCAAUACUGUAACAAAUCUCUCCAACUCGUCCUUCUUCCACUACUGUCAGCCUCAGUGAGUGGUAGAGGGAUGUUGUUUGUAGCCAGGAGAUGGUGAGGCCCAAACAUGCUCCAAAGUACCCCCUACUAGCAGCCUCUUCUACCCAGACAAGGUCAAGGCAAGGACGGCCAGGUCAGGCUGGACGGCUGGGCUGGAGUGUGCUGGCCUGGGUUGGGGGGGUUGACAGGCUGACUGAUGUGUGUGCAGUGGAUCCACACUGGGGUGCCUCUGUUCAUACCCCACUCCCACACCACCAAGCCUCUUCCUCCUCUUGCACUUCUGCAAAACCAUAACAAAGGUUACACUGUAGAAAUGAGGGUAGAAAGUUAGCUCCUACCAUGAAAUAGUUAUCUCCGUGUCUGGAUAUCUAUACAUAUCCUCGUCCUCUGCCAUUGUCCUGUAUCUCUGUUUCUAUUUUUGAUGAGGUCUGAUUAAUUUCUACUUUUGUUGGGCCAAUCGAUCAGGGAAUAGAGAGAGAGAGAGAGAGAGAGAGAGAGAGAGAGAGAGAGAGAGAGAUAGUAGCAGAGAGGAAGAGGGAGAUAGGAGAGCUAUCUCCUCUCUCUCUCUAUCUCUCGCUCUUCUAUCUCGCUCGCUCUCUCUCUCUCUCUCUCUCGAUAUUCUCUGUCGCUCGCAUUCUCUCGCUAUCUCUCUCUCUCUCUCUUUCUCUCUCGCUCUCUCUCUCUCUCUCUCUCUCUCUCUCUCCAUUCCCUGUCCAUUACUGGAUGUCUGGAACUAUAUCUGAAACUGAUUAGUUUCUACUUCUGUUGGGCCAAUCAAACAGGGAAUAGGUGGAAGGAGAGCAUCCUAGUGUCCAUUAUGUCUGGGACUGUACUUUUUUAAAUCAGAGAUGUACUAAUUAAAAUGGCAAAGAUAUACUACUAAUUGUGCUAAAUGUCCUUCCAGAUACAAUUAUCUAUUUGAAGACAGCUGUAUCAAAUCAAAUUGUAUUUGUCACAUGCGCCGAAUACAACAGGUGUAGACCUUAUAGUGAAAUGCUUACUUGUAAGUCGCUCUGGAUAAGAGCGUCUGCUAAAUGACUAAAAUGUAAUGUAAAUGUUACAAGCCCUUAACCAACAAUGCAGUUUUAAGAAAAAUAAGUGUUAAGUAAAAAAUGUAUAAGUAAAAAAGAAAUUAAGAGCAGCAGUAAAAUAACAGUAGUGAGGCUAUAUACAGGGGGUACCGGUACAGAGUCAAUGUGCGGGGGCACAGGUUAGUCGAGGUAAUUGAGGUAACAUGUACAUGUAGGUAGAGUUAAAGUGACUAUGCAUAGAUAAUAAACAGAGAGUAGCAGCAGCGUAAAAGGGGGUGGGGGGGGGGAACAAUACAAAUAGUCUGGGUAGCCAUUUGAUUAGUUGUUCAGGAGUCUUAUGGCUUGGGGGUAGAAACUGUUAAGAAGCAUUUUGGACCUAGACUUGGCGCUCCGGUACUGCUUGCCAUGUGGUAGCGGAGAGAACAGUCUAUGACUAGGGUGGCUGGAGUCUUUGACAAUUUUUAGGGCCUUCAUCUGACACCACCUGGUAUCGAGGUUCUGGAUUGCAGGAAGCUUGGCCCCAGUGAUGUACUAGGCUGUACGCACUACCCUCUGUAGUGCGUUGCGGUCGGAGGCUGAGCAGUUGCCAUACCAGGCAUUGAUGCAACCAGUCAUGAUGCUCUCGAUGGUGCAGCUGUAGAACUUUUUGAGGAUCUGAGGACCCAUGCCAAAUCUUUUCAGUCUCCUGAGGAGGAAUAGGCUUUGUUGUGCCCUCUUCAUAACUGUCUUGGUGUGUAUGGACCAUGAUAGUUUGUUGGUGAUGUGGACACCAAGGAACUUGAAGCUCUCAACCUGCUCCACUACAGCCCGUCGAUGAGAAUGGGGGGCGUGCUCUGUCCUCUUCUUUUUCCUGUAGUCCACAAUCAUCUCCUUUGUCUUGAUCACGUUGAGGGAGAGGUUGCUAUCCUGGCACCACACAGCCAGGUCUCUGACCUCCUCCCUAUAGGUUGUCUCAUCGUUGUUGAUGAUCAGGCCUGCCACUGUUGUGUCGUCGUCAAACUUAAUGAUGGUGUUGGAGUCGUGCCUGGCCAUGCAGUCAUGGGUGAACAGGGAGUACAGAAGGGGACUGAGCACGCACCCCUGAGGGGCUCCCGUGUUGAGGAUCAGCGAGGCAGAUGUGUUGUUACCUACCCUUACCACAUGGGGGCGGUCCAUCAGGAAGUCCACGAUCCAGUUGCAGAAGGAGGUGUUUAGUCCUAGGGUCCUUAUCUUAGUGAUGAGCUUUGAGGGCACUAUGGUGUUGAACGCUGAGCUGUUGUCAAUGAAUAGCAUUCUCACGUAUGUGUUCCUUUUGUCCGGGUGGGAAAGGGCAGUGGGAGUGCAAUAGAGAUUGCAUCAUCUGUGGAUCUGUUGGGGCUGUAUGCAACUUGGAGUGGGUCUAGGGUUUCUGGGGUAAUGGUGUUGAUGUGAGCCAUGACCAGCCUUUCAAAGCACUUCAUGGCUACAGACGUGAGUGCUACAGGUCGGUAGUCAUUUAGGCAGAUUACCUUAGUGUUCUUGGGCACAGGGACUAUGUUGCUUGCCUCGAUGCGAGCUUAGAAGUAAUUUAGCUCGUCUGGUAGGCUCGUAUCACUGAGAAGCUUGCGGCUGUGCUUCCCUUUGUAGUCUGUAAUUUGCAAGCCCUGCCACAUCCAAGGAGCGUCGGAGCCGGUGUAGUACGAUUCAAUCUUAGUCCUGUAUUGACGCUUUGCCUGUUUGAUGGUUCGUCGGAGGGCAUAGCGGGAUUUCUUAUACAUUUCCUGGUUAGAGUCCCGCUCCUUGAAAGUGGUAGCUCUACCCUUUAGCUCAGUGCGGAUGUUGCCUGUAAUCAAUGGCUUCUGGUUGGGGUAUGUACGUACAGUCACUGUGGGGACGACGUCAUCGAUGCACUUAUUGAUGAAGCCAGUGACUGAUGUGGUGUACUCCUAAAUGCCAUCGGAAGAAUCCCGGAACAUAUUCCAGUCUGUGCUAGCAAAACAGUCCUGUAGCUUAGCAUCUGCGUCAUCUGACCACUUCUUUAUGGACAGAGUCACUGGUGCUUCCUGCUUUUAAGCAGGAAUCAGGGGGAUAGAGUUAUGGUCAGAUUUGCCAAAUGGAGAGUGAGGGAGACCUUUGUACGCGUCUCUGUGUGUGGAGUAAAGGUGGUCUUUUUCCUCUGGUUGCACAUUUAACAUGCUGGUAGAAAUGAGGUAAAACAGAUGUAAGUUUCCCUGCAUUAAAGUCCCCGGCCACUAGGAGCGCCGCCUCUGGAUGAGCAUUUUCCUGUUUGCUUAUGUCCUUAUACAGCUCAUUGAGUGUGGUCUUAGUGCCAGCAUUGGUUUGUGGUGGUAAAUAGACAGCUACGAAAAAUAUAGAUGAAAACUCUAUUGGUAAAUAGUGUGGUCUACAGCUAAUCAUUAGAUACUCUUCCUCAGGCGAGCAAAACCUAGAGAAUUCCUUAAUAUUAGAUUUUGUGCAUCAGCUGUUGUUUACAAAUAUACACAGACCGCCACCCCUUGUCUUACCGGAGGCAGCUGUUCUAUCCUGCCGAUGUAGCGUAUAUCCCACCAGCUGUAUGUUAUCCAUGUCGCCGUUCAGCCAUGGCUCGGUGAAAUGUAAGAUAUUACCAUUUUUAAUGUCCCGUUGGUAGGAUAACCGUGAUCUAGUUAGUCUAUUUUGUUAUCCAAUGAUUGUACGUUAGCUAAUAGGACUGAUGGUAGAGGCAGAUUAUGCACUCGCCGUCGGAUCCUUACAAGGCACCCCGACCUACGUCCCCGAUAUCUCCGUCUCUUUCUCAUGCGAAUUACGGGGAUUUGGGCCUUGUCGGGUGUCUGAAGAAAAUCCUUUGUGUCCCAAUCGUUAAAGAAUAAUUAUUCGUACAGUACGAUGUGAGUAGUUGCUGUCCUGAUAUCCAGAAGCUGUUUUUGGUCAUAAGAGACGGUGGUAGAUACAUUAUGUACAAAAUAAGUUACAAAACACACACAAUAGCACAAUUGGUUAGGAGCUCGUAAAACGGCAGCCAUCUCCUUCGGCGCCAUUCUCAUUUCCUGUAUUUGUCCCUGUAUUCUUGAGGAAAAAGUGUGAAAUGUAAACUCUUUGACCUCUCUCUCUCUCUCUCUCUCUCUCUCUCUCUCUCUCUCUCUCUCUCUCUCUCUCUCUCACACGCUCUUUCCCUCUCCCUCCCUCCAUCCUUCUGUCCUGUGUGUUUCACCAGCCACUGUUGAGGUCCAAGCUGUGUGUGUCCAGUGACCCCCCAGAUUACUCUCCUCAGACAGUGACCUUUGACCUGGGAACAGACCGUCCUGGUCACCCCUCACCCCGGUUCAACCCCCUCCACCAGUUUGACCACAUCGGCAGCAACAAGUUUGACCAG
Molecule: messenger RNA, 31809 nt
Organism: Coregonus sp. 'balchen'
Lineage: Eukaryota; Metazoa; Chordata; Actinopteri; Salmoniformes; Salmonidae
Source: the annotation of a GenBank genome assembly